AUGGCCACAUCGAUCACAAGAACCAUCUCAACAGCAACCAGACUGAUAACAGCAGCAGCAGCCUCAGUACCAAAACAGCCGCGACUUGCAAACCAGCCCAUCAGAUUCUCCUCCAACUCACCCUCGACCCCAUCAUCCGUCGACCAAGUAUCAAAUAAUCAAGCCAACCAUGUCGUCGGUCGGUCGGGGAAAGUCUAUUCGCUACGAACGGUAAAAAUCGUCGGAGCGAUCGGAAGAAUGCUCGGAUAUACCCUCCAGAAGAGUACCGCGGUCACACUCACCAGCGAUUAUUAUGAUCGAUGUGCGGCUAGGUUCGAGAUUGAGAAAGAGUUCUGGGUAAAGGAAUGCGGAUUGCCUGACUCAUUUCAGACCUGGUUCCAAGUCACCCAGUUGCACAUGUGGUUGAUCACCGUCCGAUUCAGAUCGAUGAAAGCCCCACUGGGGAAAUACUACCUCCAAGAAUUCAUCAACCAUAGCUUCUUAGACACAGAGGAUCGGAUUCGAGGCCCGCAGAAUAAGAUCACCAAGGGCACGUUGAUCAAGAACUAUAUGAAGAUCCUCCUGCACCAACAUCGUGGUUUCCAAACCGUCCUGGACUGGGCUAUCUCUCAUCAACCAGAACUCAACCAGAGCGACCAGUUCCUUGCCGGCGUGAUCUGGAGGAACUUAUUCGGUGCCGCCUGGGGAAGAGGCAUGGGCGGUGUCAAGGGGAUCUUCGAUUCGAACGAGGAACCAUCAGUCAACUCAACUACACCUCACCAACUCUCGCCCUCGACUCCUUCAGCAUCCCCACCAUCAUCUCCAUCAUCAACAACAGCUGCAAUUGACGAUGGGGAACCCGAACAAUCACACUCCUUGGAGAAUGAUCUCAAGUUCCCGCAAACCUUGGAGCGAUUGGUGAUUUUUAUCCGUAAGGAACUCGUCAGACUCGAUCAAGUGUCUGAUAAGACGAUCAUCACCGGCCAGACUUCUGUCGAUCAGCCUGGAUUAACCCAGUUUAACAAAAUUUGA
Puccinia triticina is the source of this 1011-nucleotide messenger RNA. RefSeq lists its product as uncharacterized. The record is from RefSeq and is a predicted model, not a curated record. The transcript is spliced from 2 exons. Gene Ontology annotation, biological process: mitochondrial respiratory chain complex III assembly. Bases 1 to 1011 code for a protein of 336 amino acids. Gene Ontology annotation, cellular component: mitochondrion. Lineage: Eukaryota; Fungi; Basidiomycota; Pucciniomycetes; Pucciniales; Pucciniaceae.